Messenger RNA from Astyanax mexicanus (Mexican tetra), 1434 nucleotides. RefSeq names its product TSR3 ribosome maturation factor (gene tsr3). Gene Ontology annotation, molecular function: rRNA small subunit aminocarboxypropyltransferase activity. Bases 318 to 1190 code for a protein of 290 amino acids. NCBI's taxonomy places the organism in Eukaryota, Metazoa, Chordata, Actinopteri, Characiformes, Acestrorhamphidae. Gene Ontology annotation, biological process: maturation of SSU-rRNA. The transcript is spliced from 6 exons. The record is from RefSeq and is a predicted model, not a curated record.
UGGCAGCAGUACGCUCAGUACUCAGGCUGCCUUAAAACCACAGAAGAAGAAACUUCACAUGUUUAGAGUGUAACAGCAGCAGUUUUAGCAGCAUGUCAGCUCUAAAAUCUCCAGAUUUAAAACCCUGUGACUGUUCUCUCUCAGUAAUCUUACAGCUGAAGUAGAUUUAAACCUCCGUGUAACGCUAGAAGCCGCGCAGUGCUAGCUGUUAGCUGUUAGUUAUCUGUUAUUUAGUUUAUUCGGGUCUGGGGUUGACUGUCAGCCUCUAGCCUGUUGUCAUAUCUGGUUUAACUCGAGUGGACCUCAGAGCUCCUGCUAUGGGGCGCAAAAAGCAGGGACAUUGCGAGCGGCCGCUGAACAAGGGCAAAGACAGAAGACACAGAAUGAAAGGAAAGUCUCUGGAGACUUUUACUGAGGAGAUGCACGAUGCUUUACAAGCAAGUGAAGAUGCUGGGUCAGAGGCUGCAGGAUGUGUGAAGUUGCCAUGCCCAUUGGCAAUGUGGGAACUAGGUCACUGUGACCCGAAACGCUGCACAGGACGUAAACUGGCAAGAAAGGGGUUUGUGCGCUGCCUUCGACUUAAUCAGCGCUUUAACGGCCUCAUCCUCAGCCCUAUGGGCACAAGAUACGUUACUCCUGCAGACCGGGAGAUCGUGGCUCAGAGUGGAGUUGCAGUGAUUGACUGUUCAUGGGCCAAACUUGAGGAAACGCCCUUCAGUAAGAUGAUUGGUUCCCACCCGAGACUCCUGCCAUACUUGGUGGCAGCAAAUCCUGUGAAUUAUGGCAAACCCUGUAAGCUGAGUUGUGUGGAGGCCUACGCUGCCACCUUCUGCAUUGUAGGUUUUCCUGAACUGGCAACGCUGCUGUUGAGGAAGUUUAAGUGGGGAAAGGGGUUCCUUGAGUUAAAUAAAACAGUACUUGAGCGCUAUGCUGCCACCAAGUCAGAGGAGGAGCUGCUCACUGUGGAGAAAGAGUAUAUCACCGCCGCACCUCCAGAAGAAGAGAUAGAUCCUUUUGAUGUGGACUCAGGAAGAGAGUGUAUGAACCUUAACAGACCACUGAGAGUGGAAGAGGAUGAGGAGACAGAAAGUGAGGAGGAGGAGACAUCAGAGGAGGAUGAAGAUGAUGACGAAGUUGACCGAAAAAAGGAGAAUGUGGAAGACAACAGAAGUGAAGAUGAAGAGUCUUGAGAUGUUCAAGAUGUGAAAAUUAGACAAUUAGCUAUGGAUACUAAAGUGAGAAGAGAGAAGUUCAUUAUCACCAUGCUGUAAUCCAGCUCUGUGGGUUGAACUAAUAUUGUAUAGGUAUAUGUUCUGUAUAUGUAGAGUGAGACACAUACUUUGUUAAUAUUGCAACUUUUAUGAGCUCUUUAAAAAAGCGUGGUUGUAUGUAAUAUUUGUAUACUAUGUCUAAUAAAUCUAUAUAUUCUGCUUA